Acomys russatus (golden spiny mouse) is the source of this 687-nucleotide messenger RNA. Its product is annotated as claudin-34-like. Gene Ontology annotation, biological process: cell adhesion; bicellular tight junction assembly. The transcript has 2 exons. The record is from RefSeq and is a predicted model, not a curated record. Gene Ontology annotation, molecular function: structural molecule activity. NCBI's taxonomy places the organism in Eukaryota, Metazoa, Chordata, Mammalia, Rodentia, Muridae. Gene Ontology annotation, cellular component: bicellular tight junction; plasma membrane. The coding region runs from base 1 to 687 and encodes 228 amino acids.
AUGAGCUCUAGGUUGACCACAUCAAGUUACCAAAUGUUCACUGUCACCGUGUCAAUUGUCGGAAACCAUGCCAAAAGGCAGCAAGGAGGUUUUGUUGCGGCUACCAUAGCAUGGUUCCUUUGUAGUGUUUCUAUGGGCCUCCCCGAGUGGCGAAUGUGGUGCUUUCAAGACCCCUUGGACUCCAAGCCCAGCAUGACCUUAGUGGAGAUGUGGAGAACCUGUGUUCACCACCAGGAAAGGAAUUACAGCAUUGUCAGAGUGUGUUAUCAAUACAGGUACCAAGACACCUUCAUUCCUUUGGAUAUUCGAGUGGCCCAACACCUGCUACUCAUCUCCAGCUGUCUUGGCAUAAAUGCAGCAGUCUUUGACACCAUUGCACUUUGGAAAUUGUAUUCAGGGAGACUCUGGAAGAAAGCUACCCACAAUCCAUUCUGUCUUCCAGGGAUUCUGAACAUCAUUGCCAGCAGCUUUGUCUUCCUUUCCAUCUUGUACAAUUACUUAUCCAUCAUUCGCAAGGAUGGGAUUGCCUUCCCCCCAUAUUUCCACACACCCUCCUUCCCAGAUACCCAGAAUGUUGGCAGUGCACUGGCAAUGGCCACUCUUUCUUCUGUCUUAUUUAUAAUAGGUGACACAAUUGCCCUUUCUUUCACUCUUCUCUCAAGGUGCAAUGUGCACUUUAUCAUUUAA